This is a messenger RNA of Salvia splendens (bonfire salvia), 1009 nucleotides long. RefSeq names its product DNA-directed RNA polymerases II and V subunit 8A. Lineage: Eukaryota; Viridiplantae; Streptophyta; Magnoliopsida; Lamiales; Lamiaceae. Gene Ontology annotation, biological process: DNA-templated transcription. The record is from RefSeq and is a predicted model, not a curated record. Gene Ontology annotation, cellular component: RNA polymerase II, core complex; RNA polymerase III complex; RNA polymerase I complex. The coding region runs from base 367 to 804 and encodes 145 amino acids. The transcript is spliced from 5 exons.
CCAACACAUCUACUCCUCCCAUUUCCAUCGGAAUUGAGGAAAAUGCCCUAGCACAUCUCUCUUUCCUCUCUGGCGAAAACGGCGGCGUCUCCUCCCUCCUCACCGCCUCCUUUCCACCACAAGUUCAUCCCCUAAUUCUCUUCAACCCAAUUCCUCAAAGUCAAAUUCCUAAUUGGAAAAAAAGGGAGAAAACAGCACCUCCAACUUUUUCACGCCUCACUCUCGCUCGACAGCUCCGUCGUCUUCCCCGGUGAGCGCCGAAUUUCCGACGGUAUCCUCCGUCCAUUGGCUCGCCGUUGCCUCGCAGUCAGCGCCGACCAUUUCAAGUUCUAUUUCUCGAGGCUGACGUUUGUUUUUCUUGUAAGGAUGGUGGAGACACUUUUUGAAGAUAUAUUCCGAAUUGAUGCAAUUGAUCCAGACGGAAAAAAGUUUGAUCGGGUCUCUCGUAUUUCCGCUAGGAGUGAGCAGUUUGACAUGCUGAUGCACCUUGAUAUCAACACUGAGAUUUAUCCUAUGCGUGCUGGGGAGAAGUUCAUGAUGGUAUUAGCAUCCACUCUGAACUUGGACGGAACGCCCGACUCUGGCUAUUACACUCCGGGUAACAAGAAGUCGCUUGCAGAUAAGUUCGACUAUGUCAUGCAAGGUAAACUGUACAGAAUCUCUGAGGAAUCUAGCGAGAAGCAAGUCAAAGCGGAUAUAUAUGUCUCGUUCGGUGGACUUCUGAUGAUGCUGAAGGGGGAUCCUUCCAUUGCCGCUAGAUUUGAGCUUGACCAGAGGUUGUUUAUUCUAAUUAGGAAGGUUUAAGUUAGAGAUGCUACUGGGCAAAUAAAUUUCAAAGGGAAAGCUUGUUUAAUAUAUGUUCCUAGCUAACUUAUUCUCUGCAUUUGAAUUGAUGAUAAUAGAUUGACAUAAUUGUCGACUACUAAGUGAGCAUUUUCAACCAUUUUCUAAGCAUGUCUUGUGCAACAGAUUCCCUUUGAAGGUUUAACAUUGAUGUUUGUUUCAUAUA